GACAAACAUGGUCAGACAGGGUGCUGCUUUGCUUAACUGCUAGUAUCCAGGGUGCUGUCCAGUCGGUGUGGACAGUCCGAAAAUAACGCAGCUAUGGAGACCAGUGGCCAGCAUGACUUCAAGAAAGGAACUGAAGAGUGGCCAGUUCACAUUUCCUCUUUAGGGAAGUUUGCGUGUUGUGAUGGAGUUAGUGGGUACAAUAUCAUGAACAACACCGCCAUGCCGAACCCAGGACUACCAAGCACAAGAACCCAGACUUCGCUUCAACAGAGCUGGGAAAUGAACUAUCAAGAGGCAGCCAUUUACCUACAGGAGGGCGAGAACAACGACAAGUUCUUCACCCACCCGCGAAACCCACGGGCUCUGAGUGCGUACCUGUUCGCCCACAACCACCUGUUCUACCUGAUGGAGCUGGUGACGGCGGUGCUCCUCAUGCUGUUGUCCCUGUCCGAGGCCCCCGCUGUGCCCUCUCUGCGUCUGGACGUAUAUGUGCAUGCGACGCUGGAGCUGCUAGCCCUGGUCAUGGUGGCGUUUGAGCUGAGCAUGAAACUACGCUGGCUUGGCUUCCACACUUUCAUUCGGCACAAAAGGACCAUGGUUAAGGCGUGUGUCCUGUUCAUCCAGUUCAUUGAAGCCAUCGUGGUGCUGGUCCGGCAGACAUCUCACCUGAGAGUGACCCGGGCUCUCCGGCCCAUAUUCCUGGUGGACUGUCGGUACUGUGGCGCUGUGCGCAGAAACUUGCGGCAGAUAUUCCAGUCCCUUCCUCCUUUUAUUGAUAUUUUGCUGCUGCUUCUGUUCUUCAUGGUGAUCUUUGCCAUUCUCGGUUUUUUUCUGUUCUCAUAUAAUCCAGCUGAUCAAUAUUUUAGAACCUUAGAGAACAGCAUAGUGAGUUUGUUCGUCUUACUCACAACUGCCAAUUUCCCAGACGUCAUGAUGCCAGCGUAUUCACGGAAUCGCUGGUCUUGUGUCUUCUUCAUAGUGUAUCUCUCCAUUGAGCUGUACUUCAUCAUGAACCUGCUCCUGGCCGUGGUCUUUGAUACUUUCAACGGUGUGGAGAAGAUGAAGUUCAAAUCCCUGCUCCUCCACAAGAGGUCUGCCGUAGAGCAUGCCUUUCAGCUGCUCGUGAGUCGACAGAGACCGGACGGAGUGACUCUGAAGCAGUUUGAUGGUCUCAUGCGUCACUACCGCCCCCGGAUGAGUGCCCGGGACCGCUUCCUUACGUACAAGGCUCUUAACCACUCAGGAGUUUCCAUGUUAAGUUUGCAAGACUUUUAUAAGUUCUACGAAGUGAUUGGUCUUAAAUGGAAGGCUCGACGGAGUGGAGAACAUUGGUUUGAUGAACUACCGCACACAGCUUUCCUCAUUUUUAAAGGGAUAAACCUCCUUGUAAAAUCCAAGGCUUUCCAGUAUGCCAUGUACAUUGUUGUUGCUGUUAAUGGGAUAUGGAUAUUAGUUGAGACUACAGUAUUGAACAGUGAUGUGUCAUGGUCCAGAUUUGUCCCUUGGAGCUAUGUGGUCUUCCUUACAAUCUAUGGUGUUGAGGUGAUGUUAAAAAUCACAGGUCUUGGACCACUAGCUUACUUCAGCUCAGGAUGGAACUUGUUUGAUUUCUCCGUGACUGUGUUGGCCUUUCUGGGCUUGAUUGCUCUGGCCUUCAAUAUGGAGCCAUUCUACUUUAUUGUGGUUCUCAGGCCUCUUCAGCUUCUGAGAUUAUUCAAAAUCAAACAGAGGUAUCGCAAUGUGUUGGACACCAUGUUUGAGCUUUUUCCACGUAUGGCCAGUCUCGGCCUCACCCUCAUCAUCUUUUACUACUCCUUCGCUAUUGUUGGGAUGGAGUUUUUUGCUGACGUUGUCUACCCUAACUGCUGCAACACCAGUACUGUAGCUGAUGCCUAUCGCCAGAUCAACGUGACCAUUGGCAACGUGACAGUCCUGCAGGAGGGAUACUAUUAUCUCAACAACUUCAACAAUAUUUUGAGUAGUUUUGUGACGUUGUUUGAGCUGACUGUAGUUAACAACUGGUACAUCACCAUGGAAGGGGUGACCUCUCAAACAACUCACUGGAGUAGACUCUACUUCAUGACUUUCUACAUUGUCACUAUGGUUGUGAUGACCAUUAUCGUGGCCUUUAUACUCGACGCGUUUGUCUUCAGAAUGAACUACAGCCGCAAGAACAAACAGGAAGAAGCUCUCGAGGAUCCAGAAGGUGAGAAGGGGAUCGUGUUUGAGGCGGAGGUGAGCCGGGCAGAGGCGCUGCAGGCACUGGAGUUCUACAAACACUCUCCGGCCAACUCCAGCCUCAGCUCCCUCCACCAAGUGUGUGUGGCCAUGGAGCGCGGAGGGCAUUCCUCUGUGGUCUUCCUUGGACGACGGUCACGCACCAAAAGUGAUCUCAGUAUGAAGAUGUACCAGGAAGAGAUUCAGGAAUGGUAUGCGGAAUACUCCAGAGGCGACCUCACUCCACUGGGCGAAUCUCCUGAGAGUGACCUCGACUGCCCGGUCAUCUCCCCGCACAGUAUCAACUAGGCCCAGGCCUGCCCAACCCAACUAGGCCCAGGCCUGCCCAACCCAACUAGACCCAGGCCUGCCCAACCCAACUAGGCCCAGGCCUGCCCAACCCAACUAGACCCAGGCCUGCCCAACCCAACUAGACCCAGGCCUGCCCAACCCAACUAGACCCAGCCCUGCCCAACCCAACUGACACUCACACGCUCUGAACCCUGCGUUUUCUAAAACGGAGCACUCCAUGGACCAGGAGACGGUGUGAUCACGCCACAUUCAAUGGAUAUUUGUGGAACUUGAUACACUUAAUACCAUCCUGUUUCUUUAAGUAAACUGAGGAGGGCCUGCCCCCUUCCUAUCCCGCCCAUUCCCCACUCCACUCUCUCUCUAAAGGACCAGGAGAGCUUCUCAGAGACCAAUUGGAUGUGGUUGCACAUUUCAGGACCCUUUAAAAAAAAAAAAAAAAAAAAAAAAAACAAGUUAACAUGACUUCAGCAGUGCUGCAGGAUGUUGAGAAAGAACAGUUGGGUCACGAGUCCAGUCGUCUACCCAGAUGGGGCUGUAGAGUUAUCGAAGCUAAGCUAGGUCUUCCUGCCUUUUCUAUGUGUUUUAGCAUUAGUAUCCUGUCCAUGUUACUAGUAGCCACUAUGGCGUCAUGUCUUACGAAAAUGCCUAUGAAAGUGCGUUCUUAAAAAAAAAAAAAAAAAAAAAGCAGCAACAGGACCUUCGCCGUGACCAUACACUGCUACGAGAAACACCAGCUGUGCUGCUGUGGCACACACACUUGUGUCCAGCAGAGCCUGUCGUUCUACUCCUCUUUACCCUCGUUUUCCAGACCACCAACUUGCUUCUGAGUUUAAUUAAACCUCUAUUGAGGUGCCAUAGCUUUAUGAUCCUAUUAGGAUCAUGUCGAUGUGUGUAAUAAUGUUUUGUGUUUGGAUGCCCUUACAUGUAUUUUCUUGAAGUUAAGUAGGCUUCGGGCCAGUAUGAGGUUGGCUGAGCGUAUGAUGGGGGUUGACACCACAUCGCACUGUAAUACGACACCGUGCCCUUAUACUCAUAUCCAGUAUUAUGGAUAUCUCGCAGUAUAUCACUUUUUUCCUCAGUUCAACACUAUUUGUGACAAUCAUGCGCCAUUAACUCCAAGUAUUGCCACAGUCUUUCCCCCUCUUCAUCUUAGCUUAUGAUAAGUUAAUCAGGAGUUUGUUAUGUUAUUACAACUUAAACCCCAAGAUAUAUGGACAAGCAGUCAGACCGCAUUAACACAGGUUAUAUAUUUUAUAUAUGUAUAUAUGUUUUAUUUACAUAUAUAUAACACAGGUAAUUACAUUUUUGUAUCUCUAUGCAUUUGAUAUUUUUUUCCUCAAUUAUUUUAACAAAGUGACAUUUUUUAAGGCCCGUUAUGAAUAACACUGAAAUUCAAGAUGUUGUUUCAAUCUCUACACAUUUUCAGUUCACGUCCAGCACUCCUAAUGACUUAUUGUCACAAUAUGUGUUUUUUUCUUAGGCCCAUAGGGCACUAUGUUACACAGUAGCCCUGAUAAAACUUCAAAUAAAUACUAGAUUAUGUCAAUAAAUUAAAAUAGGUGUUCUGGUCUUCCUCAAACAGUUACGGAGCAGUUGUAAUACUAACUAUAUAUUGGCUGUUACUUGAACUAAUAUAUAUUAAUUUAAAGCCAGUCAAAAAUUUAAACUGCCCAGUUUCUCAUCUAUCAUUUCAGAAUAAUUUAAUUAAUACAUUUUUUGGAGGGCCUAAAGCAAUUCAGAGUUAUGAGUGGGCAGGUCAAUUUUCAUCAUCAGUAACUGACCGCUCUAAGAGCAAUACAUUUAAUCCAGUAAACCAACCACCAUGGAUCGAUCCCUUUUGCUUGGAAGUAAAGGGACAAAAAGCUGGUCUCUGGUGGUGGUGAUGUCUUGCCCUGAGUAUAUUGCACAUUAAGGGUGGGAAUAGGAUGGCGGUGGGAAUGUGUGUGUGUGUGUGUGUAUGUGUGUGAGUGAUGUCACAACGCAAUGGAAAUGUCAUGUGACUGAGAUUGAGUGAUAUAUUCUAUUCCGAUUGCGAAGUAUAAUGUUCUCAAAUAAAUCACUGGGCCUCAUUAUUGAAAUGCAAACAAAUAAAUUUCAUACUAUAUAUUUAUUGUUUUUUUUUUUUUAUUAUUAUAUAUAUUAUAUGUCAAGAUAUAUCAUUGUCGAACGCGCCUCCUGCAGAUCUGCUUGUUUCACUGACAACUGGUAUGUCACUAUACACAAAUUCUAACCAAUUUGGUGUUUACAUAGAUGACCCUGAAAUGCCUCAACCAUUUUAAUCAUACUCUUACAAUAUCAACGUACAUUUACAAAGAUUUCAUCAAUGAGGCCCAGGCUGUUCAACUCCCCUAUGAACAACAUCCUGUCUUUGUGCAAUGUCACUAGCUCUGGUUAUGCUGCUUCACCUCCACCAAUACUGGAUGAUGCAGCUGUUUUUUGUUGUUUUUUUUUGUCUGUGUUUAACCCAUAAAAUGUGCAUUACAUCUUUUUUUGUUUAUUCCUUUGUUUGUUCCUGAAAUGUAUUUAGACAAUAAAAGGUAUAUACUUAUGUUUA
This is a messenger RNA of Alosa sapidissima (American shad), 5083 nucleotides long. RefSeq names its product two pore segment channel 1 (gene tpcn1). Gene Ontology annotation, cellular component: endosome membrane; lysosomal membrane. The transcript is spliced from 27 exons. Gene Ontology annotation, molecular function: voltage-gated channel activity; monoatomic ion channel activity. The coding region runs from base 94 to 2526 and encodes 810 amino acids. Lineage: Eukaryota; Metazoa; Chordata; Actinopteri; Clupeiformes; Clupeidae. Gene Ontology annotation, biological process: monoatomic ion transport; transmembrane transport. The record is from RefSeq and is a predicted model, not a curated record.